AUGCCCGUUGAAGGUUAUAGGGUUAGGGUUAAACUAUCCAAGUUCUACAUAGUGCGUGGUCCGACGCGCCCCCGUCCGAUUUUCUCCGUCCCUGAUUGGCCGCCCGUGCGUGCUCCCGCUCCCGCCUCCGCGUGCCCGCAGUGGGGCCCGGUCACAGUCGAGCUCCCUCUUCCUCUUCCCUUCUCAUAUCUCAUGGCACAGAUGCUGGUGGUACAGCAGGCAGUUCAGAUGGCCGAGGAUGGGCAGGUGGAGCACCCUGCAGAUGCGCUGGAUGCCAUGCGUGAACGCUUCCUCCUCCCAGGAGUGGCUGCCCCCUUUGGCUGGGUGACCCGGCUGCGGACAUUCGGCAAGCGAGUGCAGAACACCACCACGAGUCUAGGGUAUGUCUACUGGAGCGAUGACCAGCAGACUCUAAGCUACAGAGAGCUGCAUCUAAGCAUAGCAGGGCUCCGGCGCUUCGUGCGCACGCAGGUGGAGCUGACACAGCACAAGCUUGAGCAGCUCUUUCUUGUUCAUGAAGAGGAAGCACGGGAGGUGGUAGUGCCACGCCUGGUGCUGGCCCAGCUGGCGGACAGCCCUACAAACAAUCAGCGCGGCUGGAACUUCCUUCGAGCACCGCAGAACUGCAAGGCCCUUCCAACCACAGGGGAGCGAUGGCUGCUGGACCGAGUCCUCACAACAGACAGGCUCCGGGCAGAGUGGGUAGCUGUACGGCCAUCUGAUCAUCAGGUGGUCUGGGACACAGCAGUGGUAGAUGACUAUCUGCAGCAGGUGGAUGGAUUUCUUGAGCAGCUGCUUCUUGUGGUUCAUCUCACUGGGGGCCAGCCUGCGCGGGCCACAGAGCUGCUCAGCAUACGGCACAGUAACACGGUCUGCGGCCGCCACCGCAGCAUUUUUAUUGAACAUGGGCUGGUGAGCAUGGUGACAACCUAUCACAAAGGCUACAGCAUGACCAACUCCACAAAGAUCAUCCACCGCUAUCUGCCAGCAGAGGUCAGUGAGCUGGUGGUGUACUACCUCUGGCUGGUUCUACCUUUCGCGCGGGCGGUCCAGCGGCUUGCAUAUGGAGACAGUGAUAGCCAAGGGGGGCUGCGGUCACCAUUUCUCUGGCCGCGGGGGCAUGGACCGUGGGACAGCAGCCGGCUGCGGGUGGUGCUUCAGCGCGAGGCAAAGACACACCUCCAGACCAAGCUCAAUGUAAUCACUUGGCGGCAUGCCGCCAUUGCCAUCUCGCGUAUGCACCUGUCCUGUGGAGGGUUCAAGCGGGAAUAUGGGGCAGAUGAUUCGGCAGUAGACCAGCAGGCAGGCCAUGGAUCCUGGGCUGCAGGUACAGUAUAUGCGCGGGGGCUGCAGGAGGCACCGGGCCACAUUGAGGCACGGCGUGUGCGGUACCAGGCUGUCAGCCGGGAGUGGCAUGAAUUCCUGGGGUUUAACCCAGGCCCAGGGGUGCGAAAGCGGGCACGGAACAUGGAAAACAGCGUUAGCAGAAAGGCUCAAAAACAGCAGCCAUCAUAUGUAACAGUAGAAAUAGAUGACAACAUAGAGCUAUAA
This is a messenger RNA of Histoplasma mississippiense, 1551 nucleotides long. RefSeq lists its product with no specific name. The transcript has a single exon. The record is from RefSeq and is a predicted model, not a curated record. The coding region runs from base 1 to 1551 and encodes 516 amino acids. Lineage: Eukaryota; Fungi; Ascomycota; Eurotiomycetes; Onygenales; Ajellomycetaceae.